AUGUUUGCCAUUUUACUGAAAAUAUCUAUGCUAGUCUUUUUGCCAUUAUCAUGCCAAUACGAUAACAGCUCGAGUUCAUGUAGUGUAAACUUUAAAAGGAAGGAUGGCUUUGAUCCGACAUCCCAAAUGAAAACUAGCAUACUAUUGUUAGAAGAAAUCGACAAGGAAGUUGAAUCAGUAUGUGACUCAGAAUCAAUAUUCUCUAAAAAUGAAGAACGAAAUAUAGGAGAUCCAAGUGAUGUGCAAACUGUGUAUGAAGAGUCCCUGUCAUGUGAUGUGAAGAAAGAAAUACCAUUACCGAGUGGACAAAAUUUAAGCUGUUCCGAUAAUGAGCGUGUAUUAGAAAAAGGUGAGAAAACAGGAAUAUCAAAAUAUCUAGCAUUUAAAAAGAAAAUAAAAGAAAUUGAGGAACAGCUUAAUCAUUCCAAGCAGAAAAUAGCGAACAUCCAAAUGCUUAACAUAGAAAAUCAUACAAAGAAAUUUGGAGAAGCUUUCGAAAAGAUUAAAUCAACGAAAGAGAAAGCGUUGAAAGCAGAAAUGAUAAAUAUGAUGGAAUAUAGAAAGAGGUUAGAUGAAACACUUGAAAAAUUUAAUAUGCUGAAAGAAAAAUUAAAGGAACAGAAGAUAAUGAACCCUGAGAUACUUAAAAUGAUGGAUCAUCAAAAGGCUUUAAGAGAAAUUAGAGAUUUUGUCCAAAGAAAGUACAACGCCGAUGUGUCCUCCUCCUUAAACACUAUGAAACGCAUUAGGGAAACGAAAGCUCUUGUACCUAACCCUGUAGGAUUGUUGGAUUUUCAAAUAGAAAGAGCAUUAUUCAAAACUUGCAAUUAUAUAGAUGAAUGUGAAUACAAUCCAUAUAUUAGCAGAAAUCAAUAUAGGAUGUUGAAAUUUAAAAAAUAUGGUGCCAUACUCGCCUUACCCUUUGUAAUCGCAUUUUCUGCACUGGGAUUUUACGCGGACGAAAAUUUGUAUAGUGUGAUUUUUGGUUUUGCGGCUUUGAGCUUUAUAAUAUUUUUUUACAUACUUGUAAAAAUUUUGAAAUAUGACUUGAGAUCACACGGUAUAUAUAAGCCUCAUUUCAUGGAUUACGUUAGAAGCUUUAGGAGAUGUAUAAAAUGA
Molecule: messenger RNA, 1119 nt
Organism: Plasmodium knowlesi strain H
Lineage: Eukaryota; Apicomplexa; Aconoidasida; Haemosporida; Plasmodiidae
Product: Plasmodium exported protein, unknown function
Exons: 2
Coding region: 1-1119 (372 amino acids)
Source: RefSeq, a predicted model, not a curated record